UCUAAAGUGAACAAUUUAAGAGUUUAUUCAUAAAAAUAUAAUAAAAAUAAUAAUGGAUCGUUGGCAAAAUAAAGUAGCUGUGGUAACCGGUGCCAGUUCGGGUAUUGGUGCUGCGGUAGUCAAAGACUUACUUAAUGCUGGAUUAAUUGUCGUUGGAUUGGCACGUCGUGUACAACUCGUUGAAGAGCUUAAAGAACAAGUCACCAAGGAGAACCAACAAAAACUACAUGCACGUCAAUGUGAUGUUUCCAAUGAGGAUUCGGUUAAUGAAGCAUUUGAUUGGAUUGAAAAGAAUCUUGGUGGAAUAGAUAUACUGGUCAACAAUGCUGGCGCUUACAAACAAGGCAAUUUAACUGAAAUUGAUACAAAUAUAGUGCAAGAUAUACUACAGACCAAUGUCAUGGGUGUGGUAUAUUGUACCAAACGUGCAUUUAAAUCAAUGAAAGAACGUAAUUUCAAUGGACAUGUUUUAAUAAUAAACAGUAUUCUGGGUCAUAAGGUUGCAAGUGGUGCUUUUUCAAAAGGACCAUCAAGUAAUAUGUAUCCACCGUCAAAAUAUGCUCUGACUGCAAUGACAGAAAUUUAUCGACAAGAAUUUAACAACUUGGAAACAAAAGUGAAGAUUACUAGUAUUAGUCCUGGACUAGUAUCGACGGAUAUAGUUCCUAAACAGCUUAAGGAAAUGAUGUUUGAUCGUAUUUUACAGGCGGAGGAUAUUUCUAAUGCAGUUUUAUUCGCAAUCUCUACACCUCCGCAUGUGCAGAUUCAUGAGUUAACAAUCAAACCUCUAGGAGAAAUCAUUUAAGUUUAAAAAAUAAAUUUAAAGUAAUAUUUACUAAAUUAUUUGUUCUUAAUAUGAGAACAAAUGGUUAUUAU
This is a messenger RNA of Teleopsis dalmanni, 876 nucleotides long. RefSeq names its product farnesol dehydrogenase-like. Bases 53 to 805 code for a protein of 250 amino acids. The record is from RefSeq and is a predicted model, not a curated record. The transcript is spliced from 2 exons. NCBI's taxonomy places the organism in Eukaryota, Metazoa, Arthropoda, Insecta, Diptera, Diopsidae.